AUGGCUAGACCACGCUGCGGGGUGAGCGACGCGCCGAGUCGCCGGCUCGGCGUCGCGCCGUUGCGGUGGCCGAGGCUGAAUCUCACGUGGAACUUCCAACUCGCGGAUCGGACUACCCUGCGAACGGCUGAGACCGCCUUCGCUAUCUGGGCCGCGAACUCGUCGCUGACGUUCUCGCGCGACACGAACAAGCCUGACAUCAUCAUAGCGUUCCGCGAGGGUAGGCACACGAUGCUGGACCGUAGGUACGGCGGCGCCGUUUGUCCCGAUGACCUCGAUGGACCGGGCAAGGUGCUCGCUCACGCGACGUUACCAACAGGGGCCCGGGACGACGUGUCGGAGGUGCACAUAGACCACCGUGAGGCGUGGCACAUCGCGCUGACCCCCAAUCCGCAGAAUUCGCAUCAUCUGCUGCGAAAGCUCGUUCACGAGAUCGGUCACUCGUUGGGGCUGUCGCACACCACGGACGAGAACUCGCUUAUGUACGCGUACUCACCCGCCGUGGACUGGCCGGUGGUGCUCGGUAUGGAGGACGUUCUCGCCGUGCGGAAUCUCUACGGCGCCGCGAAGGACGAGCCGUCGACCGCGGUGCCCGCCGAGCCUACGGUCGUACAAACGACUACGACGCCGGCGACUACGACGACGGCAUCGCCGGAACCGCCCGAUCCGUGCACCUGGCGCGACAUCGACACCCUGCUCGUGCUGGGAAAGCGCUUGUUCAUCACGCAAGGGUAG
Molecule: messenger RNA, 735 nt
Organism: Ooceraea biroi (clonal raider ant)
Lineage: Eukaryota; Metazoa; Arthropoda; Insecta; Hymenoptera; Formicidae
Product: interstitial collagenase-like
Biological process (GO): proteolysis
Cellular component (GO): extracellular matrix
Molecular function (GO): zinc ion binding; metalloendopeptidase activity
Source: RefSeq, a predicted model, not a curated record